This is a messenger RNA of Drosophila subobscura, 680 nucleotides long. It is a transcript of the gene Arl2, whose product is annotated as ADP-ribosylation factor-like protein 2. Gene Ontology annotation, cellular component: microtubule cytoskeleton; cytoplasm. Gene Ontology annotation, molecular function: GTP binding; GTPase activity. Bases 93 to 647 code for a protein of 184 amino acids. The record is from RefSeq and is a predicted model, not a curated record. Gene Ontology annotation, biological process: protein folding. The transcript has 3 exons. NCBI's taxonomy places the organism in Eukaryota, Metazoa, Arthropoda, Insecta, Diptera, Drosophilidae.
CAAAACAAAACAAAACACAAAUUAAAGCAGCUGCUGAUUUUAUUGUUAAUUUAUAGGUUUAAAACCAUUAAUUAUAUUUCUCAGGAGUCACCAUGGGCUUCCUCACAGUAUUAAAAAAGAUGCGACAGAAGGAGAAGGAGAUGCGCAUUCUGCUGCUCGGCUUGGACAAUGCCGGAAAGACAACCAUUCUGAAGCGCUUCAAUGGCGAGUCCAUAGACACAAUCUCGCCCACUCUGGGCUUCAACAUCAAGACCCUGGAGCACAAUGGCUACACCCUGAACAUGUGGGAUGUGGGCGGUCAGCGCUCGCUGCGCUCCUACUGGCGCAACUACUUUGAGUGCACAGAUGGCCUGGUGUGGGUGGUGGACAGUGCGGAUAGGAUGCGGCUGGACUCGUGCCGGCAGGAGCUGGAGGUGCUGCUCGAGGAGGAGCGCCUGGCCGGAGCCACACUACUGGUGCUGUGCAACAAGCAGGAUCUGCCCGGGGCACUCAACUCGAAUGAAAUCAAAGAGAUACUUCAUUUGGAUGACAUCACCACCCACCACUGGCUGGUGGUUGGCGUGAGCGCUGUGACUGGGGAGAAGCUGCUUAGCUCCAUGGACUGGCUCAUUGGGGACAUUGCCAAGCGAAUAUUCACAUUGGAUUAAAGCGGAAUCGUAUUACUUUUCCACCAAAAACAA